UCGCAGUCGUUUGAUCAGAGCGGAGGGCAGCCAAAGGCCUCAGUAUCUUGAGGAUCACAACACAAAAAGGCACAGUGUGACUGUUCCCUAUGAGCCGCCCCAGCCGGGCUCAGAGAUCACCACAAUCCUGUUCAACUUCAUGUGCAACAGCUCCUGCAUGGGAGGCAUGAACCGCAGACCCAUCCUCACCAUCCUGACCCUUGAGACUUCAGACGGACAACUUUUGGGCCGAAGAUGCUUCGAGGUGCGUGUCUGCGCGUGUCCCGGCAGGGAUCGUAAAACAGAGGAGGCAAAUAGUGCCAAACUUCAGACAGGGGCCAAACAAGUGAAGAAAAGAAAAAGUGCCCCAGCAACAGAUCCUGAUAUGUGCAAAAGGAAGUCUGGCUCAAGCACAGACGAGGAGGAAGCACUUAUGUUGCCAGUUAAAGGCCGUGAGCGCUAUAACAUGUUAAAAAAGAUAAAUGAUGCAUUAGAACUGGCUGAAAAAGAGGCUAAAAACAAAACCAGGGCUUCUAAGGAACUGCUGCCGUCCAGUGGAAAGCGCGUCUUGCAAAAAGCAGAACGAAGCGACAGCGACUAGUUGCAAUCUGCCUUCUUUUAACUGCCAUGUUAUGUUCAGUGUUGCUUCCUGGCCAACAUCCCUCAGCAGGAGGCUGCACGAUCAUCGAGUUCAGAUGAACUGCGCGACCCCAGCCUCCUGUACCUCCCCGUCCCUCGUCCUGCCGGGGUCCGGCGCGACCCCAGCCCACGGAACUUCCCCGUCCCUCGUCCUGCCGGGGUCCGGCGCGACCCCAGCCCACGAAACCUCCCCGUCCCUCGUCCUGCCGGGGUCCGGCGCGACCCCAGCCUCCCCUUUACCUCCACCCGUGCCACAGGCCCACUGAUGAUGAACAUGAUGAUGAUGACGAACAUGAUGAUGAUGAUGAUGAUGAUGAUGAUGAUGAUGAUGAUGAUGAUGAUGAUGAUGAUGAUGAUGAUGAUGAUGAUGAUGAUGCAAGCAGACAGCUGCGUGCAAGGGCUGACCAUUUUAAACGAAAAAUAAAACAGACCAAACAGGCAAAAA
Betta splendens (Siamese fighting fish) is the source of this 1063-nucleotide messenger RNA. Its product is annotated as cellular tumor antigen p53-like. The transcript has 7 exons. Gene Ontology annotation, biological process: protein tetramerization; regulation of transcription by RNA polymerase II; apoptotic process. The record is from RefSeq and is a predicted model, not a curated record. Gene Ontology annotation, molecular function: DNA-binding transcription factor activity, RNA polymerase II-specific; RNA polymerase II cis-regulatory region sequence-specific DNA binding. Gene Ontology annotation, cellular component: nucleus. The coding region runs from base 140 to 580 and encodes 146 amino acids. NCBI's taxonomy places the organism in Eukaryota, Metazoa, Chordata, Actinopteri, Anabantiformes, Osphronemidae.